Messenger RNA from Coturnix japonica (Japanese quail), 1705 nucleotides. RefSeq names its product transmembrane protein 230 (gene TMEM230). Gene Ontology annotation, cellular component: synaptic vesicle; endomembrane system. Lineage: Eukaryota; Metazoa; Chordata; Aves; Galliformes; Phasianidae. Gene Ontology annotation, biological process: synaptic vesicle transport. The record is from RefSeq and is a predicted model, not a curated record.
GGAGCAGAUGUACCCACACUGCCAGCCCCACUUCUCUCUGAGCCCUUCAGCUGCCAAUCCUCAGCACCAGGCUCAAAAUAACCCUGCAGAGCUGAGCCAGCAAAUCUGCUGCCAUAACCUGGAAGGAAACAGCCAUCAUUGCAAUAAACUUCCUGGGUUGGCGUGGCCAGGAGGCGGCGGUGGAAGCAAUGGCUGUGAACAGCAGGGUGAGCCAUAGGUUCUAGUUGAUGCCCAGGCCUCACUGUAAUGAUGCCGUCAAGAACGAAUCUCUCUGCUGGGAUUCCCAGUAGCAAAGUCAAAUAUUCCAAACUUGCCAGCACUGAUGAUGGAUAUAUUGACCUGCAGUUCAAGAAGAGCCCACCAAAAAUCCCCUACAAGGCGAUUGCGUUGGCUGUUGUGCUCUUCAUGAUUGGAACUUUUCUCAUUAUCAUCGGAGCCCUCCUCUUGGCAGGAUACAUUAGCAAAGGCGGAACAGACCGUGCCAUCCCUGUGCUCAUCAUUGGGAUCCUCGUAUUCCUGCCAGGCUUCUACCACCUGCGCAUUGCAUACUAUGCUUCCAAAGGCUACCGGGGCUAUUCCUAUGAUGACAUCCCAGAUUUUGAUGACUGAAUCACGCUCUGGACAGCAUUACCAUUAGGUUAGUGUUAAGAGCUGCUUGCGACCCUAAAUAUUAGAGGGAGCCUGUAAAUGGAGCAUGUCAGUCACAAGAUGCAUCUUCCUGGUUUUGAAAAUGCUGUGGGGAUGGGGGGUUAAAUGUGGAAGUGACCAAAAGGAUUGCAACAUUAGGUGGGAAGAACAUGUGAUUUAUUGUAUUUUUCCUCUUGGUUGUAUGAUGCUGGUUGUUUAUAAGAAGUUCCUGGGCAAAGCAAUUGUAGCCAUUCUCCAAAAGCAGAUAAGUCAGACAGUUCCAUCAGUAAAGUUAUUUGUUUUUCUAACUGUUUCAAAGGGUUUUGUCAUUUGUUUGUUUGUUUGUUGAGAGAUUGUGGCUCCCCUUGGGUUUAGUGUUGCAAACACUGUAUCUCACUGUGGGUUUUUUGCCCUCUACUCAUCCAAAUUUAUUCCAGUUUACUUGUAUUGCACUUGUCUGGAGUAAUGGAAGUCAAAUGCAAACUUGCAUGAGCGAACUUGAACAUAUUGCAUUUGCUGUGCAAUUCAUCAUUACACUGACCAGUCCUAUUUGCUCAGCAAACAUCUCUCAGAAGCAGGCUGUUCUUCAAGCCAUUCUCACUUAUGGCAAAAUCAACUUGUUAUCCCCCAGAAGGACUGACUAUGUCUGGAUUUUACUUAUUAUUUUAGAGCAAGUAGAGACAGGGAGAAGAAUUGGACCAGAACUUGAAGAGUCUCAAUACCUAAAUCUUGGUUUUGCUUGGUGUGUGGGUAUUGCAGACACUUGAAUUCUAACUGUAUGUGUAUUUGGGAUUAUUUUGUCCUUGUGUAGAUGAUAUGUUGCUAAUAACUCCCUAAACCAGCAAAAAGCAAGUCUGUAUAGUUUGUAUUGGGUAAAUCCUGUUUGUAUUGUAUUGCUAGCUUCAGCUGUAGGUUAUUCAGGGGAAACAGCUUGGUCACUCUUUACUUGAUGCAAAGUCAAAGCUCUGUCUCUGAAGUUGAACUGAACCACAUCACAACUAUGUGACAAGACACAGAAAUGCAAGAUGCAAGUAUAUGUGUUCAACACAAAUAAACUUCUCUGUCUCCUAUGUACCAA